AUGAACAAACCUAUGCGUGGAUUAGCAGUUUUUAUAAGUGACUUAAAAAAUUCAAAGACUCGUCAGCAUGAGGAGCAAAGAAUUAACCAAGAAUUGGCAAAUAUUCGGAAUAAGUUUAAGGCUGGCCAUUUAAACAGUUACCAGAAAAAGAAAUAUAUUUGCAAGUUAUUAUAUAUCUAUAUUCUUGGAUGGGAAAUUGAUUUUGGACAUAUGGAAGCAGUUCACCUUAUUUCUAGUCAAAAGUAUUCAGAAAAGCAAAUUGCAUAUCUUGCUAUAACAUUACUGUUGCAUGAAAAACAUGAUCUAACAUGUCUUGUGAUCAAUAGUAUCAAACAAGAUUUAUUAGACUCAAAUGAAUAUUAUAACUGUUUAGCGUUACAUGCGAUUGCUAAUAUUGGAGGAAAAGAAAUGGGGGACAUAUUAGCUCCAGAUGUAAACAGAUUGCUUGUAUCACCUGUAUCUAAAAAUUUUGUUAAAAAGAAAGCAUCUCUAACACUUCUAUGUCUUUACAGAAAAAAUCCAGAUAUUAUUAGGCAAGAAUGGGCAGAAAGCAUUAUCUCUACACUAGAUGAUCCAGACUUAGGAGUAUCAUUAUCUAUAACAAACCUCUUGAUUUCUCUUGUUCAAAACAAUAAUAGAUUAUAUGAAAGAUGUUACCUUAAAGCUAUUCAUCGACUAAAAAGAAUAGUUAUUGAUGGAGAAUAUAGUUAUGAUUAUGUAUAUUAUAAGGUACCUGCGCCCUGGCUUCAAAUAAAGCUUUUACGUCUUCUACAAUAUUAUCCGCCUCCAGAUGACAAAGAUACUCAAGAAUUAAUAUGCAAAGUUUUACAAUUCAUUAUAACUUCUAUACUUCAUGAAUUACCAAAGAAUGUUCAACAAAAUAAUAUUCAAAAUGCAGUUUUAUUUGAAGCUAUUAAUGUUGCUAUUCAUAUUGAUAUCGAUGAAACAUUAACAAAUCAAACCAUUCAUUUACUAAGCAAAUUCAUAUCAUACAAAGAAAUUAAUAGUAGAUACCUUGGAUUAAAAGCGCUAAUUUAUUUAGCAGAACAUGUGAACACUUUUGAGCCGUUCAGGAAAUAUCAAGAUAUAAUUAUACACUCUUUAAAAGAUAAAGACAUAAGUAUUCAAAGAAAAGCUCUCGAAUUAUUAUAUUAUACAUGUGAUUCCAACAAUACAAAAACGAUCAUUGAUGAGUUAAUUCACUAUUUAGAAAGCGCAAAUACAGAAAUAAAGGAAGAUAUAGCUGUUAGAAUUGCUAUUCUAGCUGAAAAAUACGUAACAGAAUGCCAAUGGUACGUAGAUAUAAUGUUGCAACUUAUAAAUAUUUCUAAAGAACAUAUUGGCGAUGAUAUAUUACACAGAUUUAUUCAAGUUAUAGAAAAUAACAAAGAACUGCAUAAAUAUUCUGCAAAGACAGUAUUAAAAUACUUAAAAAAUAAUCCUCAUGAAAAUAUGAUAAAACUUGGCGGUUAUAUUUUAGGAGAAUUUGGUCAUUUAAUAUCUGACUCUCCUGAAAGUAGUCCUAUUGAACAAUUUAUUUCUUUACAUAUUAAAUUUAAUGCAUAUUCACCCAGAACACAAGCAUUACUUAUGUCAACAUAUAUUAAAUUUGUGAAUUUGUUCCCUGAAAUCAAGUUAGACAUACAAGUUGUAUUUGAAGAAUAUGCAAACAGUAUUGAUUCAGAAUUACAACAGCGUGCAUGCGAAUAUUUAGCUUUAUGUCAUAUGCCAAAUAAUAAUCUUUUACGGGAAUUAUUGAACAAAACCCAUCCUUUCUUAAAAAAUCAAUCACUUUUAAUAUCAAAACUACUGAAACAGAAAAAUGAAGAUAAAAGAUUAGAAAAUAUUAAAGAAAAGAAGUCAUCAAGAGAAAAAAACAAAAUAAGCGCUAAAAGCUGUUGUAAUUACAAAACAAUUGAUUUCAGUGAUUUGGAAAUACAUAAAAAUAAUUUAAUUGAAUUAGAUACAUCAAACACUCAUAGCUCAUCACCAUCUAUUUCAUCUUCUAAAACAUCUGAUCAAUCCAAUAUUUUGUCAGAUUUUGUAUCAGAUGUAAAAUACAUAUCACUUUCUGAUAAUUAUGGUCUCUCUAAAAAAUAUGAAACAAAUUUUAACAAACUCUUAUGUACUAAUGAAGGAGUACUUUAUGAAGACGAAGAAAUCGAAGUAUUUAUUUACUCUGGAUAUCGUAAUCAUCUAGGAAAAAUGGAACUUUUAUACAAGAAUAAAUCACCAUUAAUGUAUACUUCUUUCACAUCUUCAAUUCAAAAUUCUUGUGAAUCAAAUCUCUCCAUUGUUUCGACAAUAGAUAUUCCUUGUACCCUGGAAGCGCUUAAACAAGUGCGACAAGUAUUAAAUAUUGAAGUUCUUGAUAUUUUCUUAGAACCGCCAUCUAUAUCUAUAUCUUAUAUGUCUACAUCUAUGAAAUCUUUGACUUUAAAGCUUCCUAUUGUUCUUUCUAAAUUUUCAGAGGGGGUAGAACUUGAUUCAGGCAGUUUCUUUCAUAGAUGGAGACAAAUUGGAAAGUCUAGAGAAUGCCAAAAGAUCUUCGCUAUUAAGGAUAAAGAAAAAAAUAUCAACUUUUAUGAUAAUGUAAAAAUACUUAAAGGUUUUGGAUGGGAGAUUUUAAAGGAAAUUGAUACAAAUAAUCAAAAUAUAGUUGGUGCAUCAGUAUUAUAUACUAGUCAAGGAGGGAAAUAUGGUUGUUUACUAAGACUUGAGCCUAAUUAUGAAACUAAGAUGUAUCGAAUUACUAUUCGAAGUACAAAAGAAGAAAUUGCAAAUCAUUUAGAAUCAUUAAUAGAAAGGGAAUUAUCCGGAAAUAUUUAA
This is a messenger RNA of Pneumocystis murina B123, 2829 nucleotides long. RefSeq lists its product as hypothetical. Gene Ontology annotation, cellular component: AP-2 adaptor complex; membrane coat. The record is from RefSeq and is a predicted model, not a curated record. NCBI's taxonomy places the organism in Eukaryota, Fungi, Ascomycota, Pneumocystomycetes, Pneumocystales, Pneumocystaceae. Bases 1 to 2829 code for a protein of 942 amino acids. Gene Ontology annotation, biological process: intracellular protein transport; clathrin-dependent endocytosis. The transcript is spliced from 7 exons. Gene Ontology annotation, molecular function: clathrin-cargo adaptor activity.